Messenger RNA from Postia placenta MAD-698-R-SB12, 1655 nucleotides. RefSeq lists its product as hypothetical. NCBI's taxonomy places the organism in Eukaryota, Fungi, Basidiomycota, Agaricomycetes, Polyporales, Adustoporiaceae. The transcript has 9 exons. The record is from RefSeq and is a predicted model, not a curated record. Gene Ontology annotation, cellular component: mitochondrion; oxoglutarate dehydrogenase complex. The coding region runs from base 60 to 1580 and encodes 506 amino acids. Gene Ontology annotation, molecular function: flavin adenine dinucleotide binding; dihydrolipoyl dehydrogenase (NADH) activity.
CCUCGACAUCGACGCGCCAGGCCGUGCGCCCUCUUUCGCUUCCACCCUCACUUUCGCAGAUGUUGCAAGUACAAAAGGCUUCUCAGCGCGCUGUUCUCCGGCGCUCACGUCAUGCUGCUGCCGUCCACGUCGGUCGCUGGAAUCCUUCGCGAGGACUCGCGACACCAUCUGAACCCUACGAUGCUAUAGUUAUUGGUGCAGGUCCUGGCGGAUAUGUUGCAGCUAUCAAGGCCGCACAGCUGGGUCUCAAGACCGCAUGUAUCGAGAAGCGAGAUGCGCUCGGUGGAACGUGUCUCAAUGUCGGCUGCAUUCCCUCAAAAGCCAUGCUCAACAACUCGCACAUGUACCACCAGACACAACAUGACAUUAAGAGACGCGGUAUCGAUGUGUCCGGCGUCUCCUUAAACCUCCCUCAGAUGCUCAAGGCAAAAGAGGAUGCCGUAUACGGUCUGACCCGUGGAGUCGAGACGCUCUUCAAGAUGAACAAGGUCGACUGGAUCAAGGGCACCGCAAGCUUCGUUUCGCCCACGCGCCUCAGCGUCCAGCUGAACGAGGGUGGCGAGACUGAAGUCGAGGCGAAGAACAUCAUCAUCGCGACCGGCUCGGACGUCGCACCUUUCCCCGGUGGCGGCAUCGAGAUCGACGAGAAGCAGAUCGUCUCGUCAACAGGUGCACUCUCACUCCAGAAGGUCCCGGAGAAGAUGGUUAUCAUUGGUGGUGGCAUCAUUGGUCUGGAGAUGGGUAGCGUUUGGAGCCGGCUGGGCGCGCAGGUGACAGUUGUGGAGUUCCUGAGUGGCAUUGGUGGCGCGGGUAUCGACGAGGAGAUUGCCAAGCAGUUCCAGAAGAUCUUGGCGAAGCAGGGUAUCAAGUUCAUGCUGAACACCAAGGUGCUCUCGGCUGAGAAGAAAGAUGGGAAGGUCUAUGUCAGCACCGAGGGUGCCAAGGGCGGCAAGGAGGAGACUCUCGACGCCGACGUCGUCCUCGUGUCUGUCGGCCGUGUCCCCGUUACGAAGAACCUUGGCCUCGAGAAGAUCGGCGUUGAGGUUGACCCACGCGGGCGCAUCGUCAUCGACGACCAGUACAACACCUCCGUGCAGGGCGUCAAGUGCAUCGGUGAUGUGACGUUCGGACCGAUGCUCGCGCACAAGGCGGAGGAGGAGGGUAUUGCGGCGGUCGAGUACAUUAAGACGGGUCACGGGCACGUCAACUACCACGCCAUCCCGUCAGUCGUAUACACGCACCCCGAGGUCGCAUGGGUAGGCAAGACGGAGCAGGAGCUUAAGGCGGCGGGCGUGCAGUACAAGAUCGGCAAGUUCCCGUUCACGGCAAACUCGCGCGCCAAGACGAACCUCGACACCGAGGGCCAGGUCAAGUUCAUCACGGAGAAGGAGACAGACCGUAUUCUCGGCGUGCACAUCAUCGGUCCCAACGCCGGUGAGAUGAUCGGAGAGGCGACCCUCGCGCUCGAGUAUGGUGCAAGCGCGGAGGACGUCGCACGGACGACGCACGCUCACCCGACGCUCAGCGAGGCCUUCAAGGAGGCCGCGAUGGCUGCGUACCAGAAGGCGAUCCACUUCUAGACUUUGUGGCUGUAGCUAAGUUCGUAGCGGUAGAUAGUCGGCACUAUGAUUUAUGCACAGUAUACUAAUCGCCAA